ACUGAAUGCUGCAUAUAUAUUGCCCAUGACAGUGUCAGAUGUUGAUAUGCGGUCAAGGUUCUUGAUUUCUAUCCCUCGUUGUUUCAACAUCAAGGAGCUACCAUCUGCAGCGCUUGAACGCUCUCGAGUCCAGGAGUUGAUCCGACAUAAUACUCAGCCGCUAGAUGAGCUCAAACAAACGCUUGACCCGCUAUCAAGACACCUAUUGAAUGGCCUGGCGUAUACCGUCGGCUCUGCACUAGGAUCUGAUCCACCAACACGAGAGGAAUGCUUUACAGCAUUCGGCAUACCCAACAAGGCGGGGCUCACAGCUGGCGCUCGUGCAUGGUCAAAGCAUUCACACCGCUCCCAAGGAGAGACGCCAGGUGCAAAGGAUUUGCCGGUCGAGAGAAAUAACAAAGGACAGAUGAAAAUAAACACGGGGUGGUGGGGCAGCCCUUCCGGCUCAGUUCCCUCCAUCAAUGAUCGUGCGCUGGCACUAUUCGAACGAGUAGUGGAUAAUUCGACUUGGAGAAAUCUCCAUUGGCUGCCGCAUCAAGUCUUGGUAUAUGAGGUACGAGUGGAAGAAGGAUAUGGCAUGCGCUGGUCCCAGGAUCGCGGUGUCCUAGAAAGCGGAGAAGUCGUUGCUGAAUUACCUCCGUGGACGUUUCGAGGAUUCGUAGAGCCGAUGAUAGAAAAUGGUCACGAAGUAGGGUGGAAACAUUGAAUUUAAGUACCCUACGAUAUUAUUUCCGCUACGAUUGUUUACUUGUACGAUGACCAUGGUUUAUAAACCCAAACUAGAGAAACUUUGGUAAGC
Suillus paluster is the source of this 799-nucleotide messenger RNA. RefSeq lists its product as uncharacterized. The record is from RefSeq and is a predicted model, not a curated record. The transcript has a single exon. Bases 26 to 706 code for a protein of 226 amino acids. Lineage: Eukaryota; Fungi; Basidiomycota; Agaricomycetes; Boletales; Suillaceae.